AUGAUCGGCGUGCUGCUGGUCUUCGUCCCCGCGCUGCUGCUGGAGGCGGAGGUGCUGCCCCGGGGCGCGGGGCGCAGGGCGCUGCUCUCCGCCGCCUCCUCGCAGCGCUCGGUGGCCCGCAUGGACGGCGAUGUCAUCAUCGGAGCCCUCUUCUCCGUCCACCACCAGCCCCCGGCCGAGAAAGUGCCCGAGAGGAAGUGCGGGGAAAUCCGCGAGCAGUACGGCAUCCAGCGGGUGGAAGCCAUGUUCCACACUUUGGAUAAGAUCAACGCCGACCCGGUCCUGCUGCCCAACAUCACCCUGGGCAGCGAGAUCCGGGACUCGUGCUGGCACUCCUCGGUGGCCCUGGAGCAGAGCAUCGAGUUCAUACGGGACUCCCUCAUCUCCAUCAGGGACGACAGGGACGGCGGCAGCCGCUGCCUAUCGGACUCGCAGCCCCAGCCCCAGAGCAGGCUGAAAAAGCCCAUCGCGGGGGUCAUCGGCCCGGGCUCCAGCUCGGUGGCCAUCCAGGUGCAGAACCUGCUGCAGCUCUUCGACAUCCCGCAGAUCGCCUACUCGGCCACCAGCAUCGACCUGAGCGACAAAACGCUCUACAAGUACUUCCUGCGGGUGGUCCCCUCCGACACGCUGCAAGCCCGGGCCAUGCUCGACAUCGUCAAGCGCUACAACUGGACCUACGUCUCCGCCGUCCACACGGAAGGCAAUUAUGGGGAAAGUGGAAUGGAGGCCUUCAAAGAGCUGGCUGCCCAGGAGGGUCUCUGCAUUGCUCAUUCUGACAAAAUCUACAGCAAUGCUGGGGAAAAGAGCUUUGAUCGCCUGCUCCGCAAGCUACGAGAAAGGUUACCCAAGGCUAGAGUGGUGGUUUGCUUCUGUGAGGGAAUGACGGUGCGGGGGAUCCUCAUUGCCAUGAGACGCCUGGGAGUGCUUGGGGAAUUUCUGCUAAUUGGAAGUGAUGGUUGGGCAGACAGAGAUGAAGUCAUUGAAGGUUAUGAACCUGAAGCAAAUGGAGGCAUCACUAUCAAACUGCAAUCUCCAGAGGUCUUGUCUUUUGAUGACUACUAUCUGAAGCUGCGUCUGGACACCAACAACCGCAACCCCUGGUUUCCUGAGUUCUGGCAGCACAGAUUUCAGUGUCGCAUCCCAGGGCACCCACUAGAGAAUCUCAACUUCCAGAAGAACUGCACUGGCAAUGAGAGCCUAGAAGAAAACUAUGUUCAGGACAGUAAAAUGGGAUUUGUCAUCAAUGCUAUAUAUGCCAUGGCUCAUGGACUCCAAAAUAUGCAUCAUUCCCUUUGUCCUGGACACGUUGGGCUGUGUGAUGCUAUGAAGCCAAUCGACGGCAGCAAGCUGUUGGAGUUUCUCCUGAAGUCCACAUUCAUUGGUGUUUCUGGAGAAGAAGUUUGGUUUGAUGAAAAGGGAGAUGCCCCUGGAAGGUACGACAUCAUGAACCUGCAGUACAUAGAGCCCAACCGCUAUGACUAUGUCCUCAUCGGAACUUGGCACGAAGGUGUGCUCAACAUUGACGAUUACAGGAUUCAGAUGAACAAGAGUGGGAUGGUCCGAUCAGUGUGCAGCGAGCCUUGCUUGAAGGGGCAAAUUAAGGUGAUCAGGAAAGGAGAAGUGAGCUGCUGCUGGAUUUGCACUGCUUGCAAGGAGAAUGAAUUUGUUCAGGAUGAAUUCACUUGUAAAGCCUGUGAGCUUGGCUGGUGGCCGAAUGCUGAACUGACAGGCUGUGAACCCAUCCCUGUAAAGUACCUCCAGUGGAGCAAUAUAGAGUCUAUUGUGGCUGUGGUCUUUUCCUGCCUGGGGAUCCUGGUCACCAUGUUUGUCACCCUUAUCUUUGUGCUCUACAGGGACACCCCUGUUGUCAAAUCCUCCAGCCGGGAGCUCUGCUACAUAAUCCUUGCUGGCAUCUUUCUGGGUUACGUCUGCCCUUUCACCCUUAUAGCUAAACCCACCACGACAUCCUGCUACCUCCAGCGCCUUCUGGUGGGUCUCUCCUCUGCCAUGUGUUAUUCUGCCCUUGUGACCAAAACCAACCGCAUUGCACGCAUCCUGGCAGGCAGCAAAAAGAAGAUCUGUACCCGCAAGCCACGUUUCAUGAGUGCGUGGGCCCAAGUGGUCAUUGCCUCCAUUUUGAUCAGUGUGCAGCUGACACUGGUGGUCACGCUGAUCAUCCUGGAGCCCCCGAUGCCCAUCCUCUCCUACCCCAGUAUUAAGGAAGUUUACCUUAUCUGCAACACCAGCAACCUAGGAGUUGUGGCUCCUGUGGGCUACAAUGGACUCCUCAUCAUGAGCUGCACAUACUAUGCCUUCAAGACUCGCAAUGUGCCUGCCAAUUUCAAUGAGGCCAAGUACAUUGCAUUCACCAUGUACACCACUUGUAUCAUCUGGCUGGCCUUUGUGCCUAUCUAUUUUGGGAGCAACUACAAGAUCAUCACCACUUGUUUCGCAGUGAGCCUGAGUGUGACAGUGGCCCUGGGGUGCAUGUUCACUCCUAAGAUGUACAUCAUCAUAGCCAAGCCCGAGAGGAAUGUCCGCAGUGCCUUCACCACCUCAGAUGUGGUGCGUAUGCAUGUCGGGGAUGGCAAGGCACCUUGCAAGUCCAACACUUUCCUCAACAUAUUCCGGAGAAAGAAACCAGGGGCUGGAAAUCCAAAUUCUAAUGGAAAGUCUGUGUCAUGGUCUGAACCAGGUGGAAGACAAGCUCCCAAGGGCGAGCACAUGUGGCACAGACUCUCAGUGCAUGUGAAGAGCCAGGAGACAGGGUGCAAUCAGACAGCCGUGAUCAAACCCCUCACUAAAAGCUACCACGGCCAAACCAAGAGCUUGACUUUUACUGACAUCAGCAGCAAGACUCUAUACAAUGUGGUGGAGGAAGAAGAGAGAGAGCCCGUCCGCCUCAACCAGCCAGGCAGCCCCUCCAUGGUGGUGCACAGGCGGGUGGUGACGACCCCCCCGCUGCAGGCCUCGGCGGAGGAGACCCACCUCUUCUUGCCUGACCAGUCCCCCAAGACCCUGCCCCUGCAGCCUCGAUCUCUCAUGGAGCAGCUGCAAGGGGUGGUCAACAAGUUGGCCACCGGCAUCCCCGACUUCAAUGCCGUGCUCCCCACGCCUGGCUCGGGGAACGGUGUGCGGCCUCCUCAGCCGCCGCCCCUGCCACCUCUCCAGGCAUCUGCCUUCAGCGGGGAGCCCCUGUCUCCCCCGUCUGAGGAAGCGGAGAGCGAGAAGCUGAAGCUCAUUCAGGGAUAUGUCUAUGAGAAGAACCCGGAGGAUGAUGAGGAGGAGGAGCCGGCCACCAGCAAGCUCACCCUGGAAGACUCACCGGCGCUGACACCCCCGUCCCCUUUCCGGGAUUCGGUGGCUUCGGGCAGCUCCGUGCCCAGCUCCCCCGUGUCGGAGUCGGUGCUCUGCACCCCCCCAGACAUGACCUAUGCCUCUGUCAUCCUGAGGGAUUAUAAGCAAAGCUCGUCCACCCUGUAG
Cygnus atratus (black swan) is the source of this 3483-nucleotide messenger RNA. It is a transcript of the gene GRM1, whose product is annotated as glutamate metabotropic receptor 1. The transcript is spliced from 8 exons. Gene Ontology annotation, biological process: G protein-coupled glutamate receptor signaling pathway; regulation of synaptic transmission, glutamatergic. The coding region runs from base 1 to 3483 and encodes 1160 amino acids. NCBI's taxonomy places the organism in Eukaryota, Metazoa, Chordata, Aves, Anseriformes, Anatidae. The record is from RefSeq and is a predicted model, not a curated record. Gene Ontology annotation, molecular function: adenylate cyclase inhibiting G protein-coupled glutamate receptor activity; G protein-coupled receptor activity involved in regulation of postsynaptic membrane potential. Gene Ontology annotation, cellular component: postsynaptic density membrane.